AUGUUGCGCAAUUUACAACAAAUUAGGAAGUUGAGCAAAACUGCUACUGAAUCUUCUUCUGGUUCAGUAUUGAAAUCAAAGAAAUGGGACGCGCUGGUGAUUGGUGGAGGUCACAACGGCCUAACUGCCGCCGCCUACCUUGCUCGAUCGGGUCUUUCCGUCGCUGUUCUGGAGCGCCGCCACGUUAUCGGCGGAGCUGCCGUCACUGAGGAGCUCAUUCCGGGCUUCAAGUUCUCCCGCUGUAGCUACCUCCAAAGCCUCCUCCGUCCUUCCGUCAUAAGAGAACUGGAGUUGGGAAAACAUGGACUGAAGUUACUGAAGAGGAAUCCGUCAUCGUUUACGCCUUGUUUAGACGGCCGCUAUCUACUUCUUGGUCCUGAUAAGGAUCUAAACCACGCAGAAAUUUCUAAGUUUUCCAAGAAGGAUGCUGAGGCUUACCCAAGGUAUGAGCAUCAGCUCGAGAACUUCUGUAAGUUCAUGGAUGUCCUUAUAGAUACCCCUCCACCUGAGACUCUUCAACGUGUGUCAUCUAUGCAAACUCGAAUGAAGGAUAAGUUGAACAAGUCAGCCUUUUGGGCUCAUUGCCUGCGCAGUGCGGUUUCCAUGGGCCAAAAAGAGCUUGUGGACUUUAUGGAUCUGCUGCUGGCUCCUGCCUCGAAGGUUCUAAAUAACUGGUUUGAGGCUGAAGUUCUGAAGGCAACGCUUGCAACAGAUGCAGUCAUCGGAAGCACGGCCAGUGUCCAUACACCUGGGAGUGGAUAUGUUUUGCUACAUCACGUGAUGGGAGAAACUGAUGGUGAUCGCGGGAUUUGGUCGUAUGUUGAAGGUGGGAUGGGCUCAGUGUCUUUAGCUAUUGGUAAUGCUGCGAAAGAAGCAGGGGCUACAAUAUAUACUAAUGCCGAGGUCUCAAAACUAAUGAUUGAUGAGUCAGCCAGAGUACAUGGGGUUUUGCUAGCUGAUGGAACUCAAGUAGAGUCUUCUGUUGUUCUAUCCAAUGCAACUCCAUAUAAGACGUUCAUGGAAUUAGUGCCACAGAAUGUGAUACCAAAUGAUUUUCUUACUGCGAUCAAAUAUUCUGAUUACAGCUCUGCAACUACCAAAAUCAACUUAGCAGUGGACCAAUUGCCACAAUUUCAGAGCUGCAAGAUCAACUAUCCUGAUGGUGGUCCUCAGCAUGUUGGAACCAUCCACAUCGGUUCAGAGAGCAUGGAAGAGAUUGACACAGCAUGCCAACAAGCUGUAAAUGGUUUUCCGUCUCAGAGACCUGUGAUUGAGAUGACCAUACCCUCUGUCUUGGACAAGACUAUCUCUCCCCCGGGUAAGCAUGUGAUAAACUUAUUCAUCCAGUACACACCUUACAAACCCUUAGAUGGCAGCUGGGCAGAUGCUGGAUAUAGGGAAUCGUUUGCACAAAGAUGUUUUGCCUUGAUUGAUGAAUAUGCUCCUGGCUUUAGCUCCUCAAUUAUCGGAUACGACAUGUUGACUCCACCAGAUCUUGAGAGAGAAAUUGGUUUGACCGGAGGGAACAUCUUUCAUGGUGCCAUGGGAUUGGAUUCUUUGUUUCUUAUGCGCCCCGUUAAAGGAUGGUCAAAUUACAGGACUCCGUUAGAAGGUCUUUACUUGUGUGGAAGUGGAGCUCAUCCUGGCGGAGGUGUGAUGGGUGCUCCUGGACGUAAUUCUGCUGGUAUUGUGAUUCAAGAUUUGAAGGAGAUGGCGUAG
Oldenlandia corymbosa var. corymbosa is the source of this 1719-nucleotide messenger RNA. The record is from the annotation of a GenBank genome assembly. Lineage: Eukaryota; Viridiplantae; Streptophyta; Magnoliopsida; Gentianales; Rubiaceae.